AUGCUUCUCCAGUAUUUAUCCGUUGCAGUCUUGGCAACGUUUGCAACCGCAACCUCCAAUCCUCAGGUGAACGCUCUCGGGUUUCUGAACUUGGGCUACACCGGUACUACUACGACAGGGCCCUUGAAACUUCACCAGUUUGCGUUUUACCUGGGUGACUCGUAUGUCAAGGGCCAAUCAGAAGGAACUUUCAAAAGGCAAGCGUACUAUAGCGCUCAAGAUGGCACUGGCGAAAAUGUCACCUUCUUGACAAACGCUGGUGAAGACUCAGAGUGCUUAGGCAAGGCCUUGACGUAUGCAUCCUCCAACGGCACGGAGAAGGCAGGCUCAGCGACCCUUCUCGAGAAAGACGUCUUGCUCCAUUCAGACCAGGAGUACCUGAUCUUCUCCACAUCCAAGUGCGAGAAGCUGGGAAAGGGAAAAGACUGUGGGGUGUACCGUAAAGACAUCCCAGCUUUCCAUGGAUUUGGCGGCACCGUGAAGAUGUUCUUGUUUGAAUUCGAGAUGCCCACAGAGCCCAACAAGAACAACUCCAACACAUUUUACGACAUGCCUGCCAUCUGGCUUCUCAACGCUAAAAUCCCAAGAACGUCCCAGUACUCAAGCAACCCCAACUGCUCGUGCUGGAACUCAGGGUGUGGUGAGUACGAUAUUUUUGAGAUCAUGAACUCCACGGAGUCCACUCACUUGUACUCUACCAUCCACGAUUACCAAGGCACCGACAGUAUCAACUUAGGGAUGGCUGCCAAGGGAUAUUUCGCCAGAGACUUGAAGAACAAGAUGCUUGGAGGCGUUGUGUUCGAUAAAGCUGGCAACGCAGUAUCUUUCAUGCUGAAUUCCACCAGCCUCGACUCCGAAAUCAGUGCGUCCGACUUGAAUAAGUGGAUUGACAUCCAGAACGAAGUGGAAGAUGAGUUGGCAAGUGUCACUUUGAAUACCAGCCAGAAGAAGUCUGAGGGUAUUGUUCCAUCCACAAGCUUGAUGGCAUGGCUUGUGUCUGUAUUCCUGGUCUAUAUGUAUAUUUAA
Molecule: messenger RNA, 1026 nt
Organism: Candidozyma auris
Lineage: Eukaryota; Fungi; Ascomycota; Pichiomycetes; Serinales; Metschnikowiaceae
Gene: PGA52
Product: Pga52p
Exons: 2
Coding region: 1-1026 (341 amino acids)
Cellular component (GO): fungal-type cell wall
Source: RefSeq, a predicted model, not a curated record